GCUGACCUAAGCCCCUUCGAAGCUUCAAUUCCCUCUCUCUCGUCCAGCGAAUGCGAGAGUGAGAGUCUCUGGUCUCCUUAGCUUUGUUCUGCUUCAGAAAUCGUCUGCUGGCUUGGUGGUUCCGGUUGUGGCCGAAUUACUGCUCUUCUUGUUAUUAUCGUUGCCGCCGUUGGAGAUCACCUCGUUCGGCCUGUGCGGAUUAUUCAAGCCUCAAGAGAGUACAACUUUGAGUUUCUGCUAUAUUUAGCUUGGCCCGUCGUCCACUGCGGGACAGCGUCUGGAACACCACCACUUGCUCCUCCCCCUUCCCAAAGCGCCCGGCAACUUGACACGCUUCCGCGCUUGACGAACUCUCCCGUCACUUUGUCAACUAAUCUUCUCGAUUGACCCUCUUCGUGGGGUCCCUUCGUGACUUUCCUUCCCCCUCCCCCUGGACCCCGUGCACGACUCGGCGUUCGCAGGCCGGCCCUCUUCCCAAAGCCGCACUGUCCUUCCCCUCCUCGCCUUUGCCGAUUCCCGACCUCUCCACCUCGGAGGUUUUCCUCGUCCACCACGGUUUGGUCCUGGGUGAUACAGACGAGUCCGGGCUCUUUUGGGAUUGCGAUUGGGGAAACAAAGAAGGUGGUUUGGCAUCGCUGCCCCUAUUUGUGUGCACGAGACUCCCCGACCCGCCCUCUCAUCCGAUCGGUUUGACGGACUCGCGACUUUCAAUCGCAAGUGCAAUCUUGUUGGCGCGCGUACCCAUCACCAUGCAAUAUUAGAUCUCGAGGAUCGCGAUUGAUGAAUACCACCCCCCAAUUCUCUUGCCGAUAUAUGAAGCGCCACUUAAUCUCGUCUCUCUUUUGCCCGUCAAAAAGCCCCUCCCCCCCUUGUCUGCGCUUUCUCCGAUCUGCCUCAAGAUGACAUCCCCGGCAUCGCCAAACACCCUCUCAGCGAGCACCCUGCAGGUUCUCCCUCCUAUUUUGACCGACAACACUGUCAAACCAUCUCCAAGCGCAAGGGAUCGCCUCUCCACGUACUCGAAUAUUUCUUUCGUUUCCCAAAACCGGUCACGACCUGGCUCCCACGUGUUCCCCAUCUUCCAUUCUAGCCUCCCUUACGCCUUGGUGCGAGACUUCGCCUACCCGCCAAUCCAUCCGUUGCACUAUGGUCCCCCUCCACCACACGCCUCGGGUGUGUCAACCCCCGCUAGCGAGUACCGUCGCUUGUCUGAUCCGUCGACCUCUUGGGACACCGCGAAGGGCCCGUGGACGACGGGCGGUUGGAACACGGAUAGCAACCAGGGUCACCAACAACUGCCCGCCAUGUCGUUCGGUGAUGGACCUCCAUAUAGUGAAGAUGAAGACCUGCACAGUCCGGUGGUGACCUCGUCGCGCCAGCGCAAGAGGUCCACCUUAAACGAUCUGAACGGCAUGGUAGAUGAGCACGGCAUGUUGGUCGCUGGAAAUGCAGACCGCGGCACAUUCGUCGGUCUGAACCCCGAUGGAAGCGAGACCUACUAUGUGAAUGACGGGGAUGGAAUGGGAGACGGCCCUGGUGGAGAAUAUGUGACAUACCCAGCAAAUGAAGGACGGUACUCGGUAGCAUAUGGUGGCCAGCCAGGCUAUGCGCAGGAACCUGGAUUCGAGUCAGAACAUGACUAUACACGUGGAAAUCGAUAUUCGAAUGAUUAUCAAUUUGCCGUUGGCUGUCCGGACGAAGAGAUGCACGGAAAGGCCGUCGCACUCUUUGACUUUGUGCGCGAGCACGAAAACGAGCUCCCCCUCACCGAGGGCCAAGUGAUCUAUGUCUCAUACCGCCAUGGUGAAGGCUGGUUGGUCGCCGAGGACCCGAAAACGGGGGAGAAUGGUCUCGUGCCGGAGCAGUUUGUUCGGCUUCUCCGAGACAUUGAAGGUGGAUUGACCUCGUUGAACGGGGAGCCCAAUCCGGAUGCCACCGAACACGGUUUAUCAACCAACAUGGAUAUGGCCGAGGAUGAUCGUAUCUCGACCCCUACCCAGGACAACCACAGAGGCACAAAUGGCGACACCCCGUCUUUCCCUGUUGAAGAUGAAGAGCAAUCCAAAUCUACAUCAGAGUCGGGAAAGACAGUUGGUGGCCCUGGCAAUCGAUCUAGCUUGAUGACAAAGACUUGACGGCCGCUGUACAACCUUAUACAUAAUCGGCUUCACUCAACAAAGGCCACGAAUCGGUAGCUGCAAGCUCCCCCGUUACGGGAGCUGUCCUAGUACCGAAUCAUUCCUUGGACUGUCAAAGCCAAUGAGCGAGCUUCUUCUCACCCUUCUAUCAGAGAGGGUUUCAAAAUCGGGCUCCUCAGAUCACGCAGUUACCACCGCCAUGCGCCAUUUGCUUUCAUGGACCCCUUGAGAUGCAUUUAGGUUAGCAUUGCCGGCCAAGCGCAUUCAGAAGAGAUUCAAGAACACAAGCCUCGCGCCUGCUGGCCAAUCAACAUGUCAAACCCCACACAUUAAAGCUGGUUCGGAAGAUUUCUGGUUCAGAAGAUUUAACACUCCUCUUCCGCUACAGCGUCAGCCUCGAUCACCCUUCACACUCCAUAAACCAUCCCUCUUCUCUGCACUUCAUCUAUCCUUGAUAUCCUAGCUCCCUCCCGCAAACCCCGCCAGCAUCUCUCCCGAUAAACCCUAAGAAAUCAAGGGCCACCAAGAGAGACAAGGAGAAUCAAAAUGGAACGCAGAUAUUUAUCUAUCCAUUUAUUCUAUACGAUCGCGCAACUGUCCUUCAUAUUCCCCCCUUGUUCUAUGUUCUGUCAACCUUAUUUAUACACUACCUAUACAUUACCUAUGAUUGCCUCUUUAUCCCGCCCUCUGUUCACCCCUUGUCUCCCCCUUCUCGCACUUGUAUCUAGCUUCCUUCAGCGCAGGCGUUGUCCUAGCAUCAAUUAGCAUCGGCGUAAUGCCUAUUUACCUUUUAUUUGAUCCUUUGUUUACUCAAGGGCAG
Molecule: messenger RNA, 2958 nt
Organism: Penicillium brasilianum
Lineage: Eukaryota; Fungi; Ascomycota; Eurotiomycetes; Eurotiales; Aspergillaceae
Source: the annotation of a GenBank genome assembly